AUGGUAAAAUUAAAUAAUGUUAUAACUUUGUUAUCAUUUUUUAUAUACUAUCUUGUAAUUUGUCAAAUCAAUGGAUUCAGUUAUGCUUUUCCACAGGUGGAAUUGAAUGAAACCAAAACAUGUACAUUAUAUAAUCAAAAAAACGAAUAUCAAUACUAUCAUUUCUAUUGCUAUCUUAAAGAGGAGAGAUUAAAGUCAUUCGAUAGGCUACUCCAAUCGUAUAAAGUUCAAGACUAUGCAAUCACUACCAUCAGGAAGGCACUGGUGAGAAAGAUCGCUCAACCCAACGAGCGAGUCGUUAUUCUGUCUACGGGCGAUCAUGGACUUGGAAAGACGUCGUCGGCCAGGCUGCUCUCCAAGGCAAUGUUUGUUUCGUCGCGUAACGAGUUUGAGGGUGAUGGACUACUCUUGGUGCACGGUGAGAACUACAAACGAAUCAAAGCAAACGAUGACAGAGGAAUCACAGCGGCGCGACUGGAGCUAUCAAAGAAAAUCUCUGACCAACUCCUAGGUUGUCCAGAGUCUGUCAUACUAAUCGAUGAAAUUCAAAAGAUACACCCUCAUGUUCUCAGUGUACUGGAACCAUUCUUUGAAGGUUUGCCUAUCAACAAGACAGUCACAAACCGAGCCAUCUACAUACUUACCUCUGACUUUGAGAAAGAAGGUGUAACCAGUCAGCGAUCAUAUGAAGAAAUCAUUGAAUUAGUUAAUAGUUUUUCAAAGACAAUCUAUAGAGAUACAAAGAUAAUGAAUUUAGUAACGGAUAUUGCACCUUUUAAGACACUGACUAGAUCGGAAGUGGAAACUGCAUUGUUUGAUAAGUUGAAGGAAUCGUAUUGUUUGGAGUUGCAACCGCUCGGCUUGAAGAGUUUGCAUCUACACGAUAUCAAAGCGAUUCAGCAGCUGUUGGCAGACUUGAUGGAUAGACUCUACAAGAAUGAAAACUAUCGUGGUAUCGAAAAGAUUAUAAAAACAUUCAUAGUGAACGAUAUACAACAACAUCUGGUAUCGAACGCCGAUCACUAUCAUACCAAUAUAAUGAUCAGCGGCAACUGGUUCAGUCCAAAGUGGAAAGAAACGUUUUGUUCAGCAUCAAUCUCACUGAAAUCACCAACACAACUAACAAUAGAAUAUAACGAUAUCCUAGAAUCACAUCAAGGUAAUUUCUUAUCACACUUUCCAUUCUUUGCAAAAUAUAGUAAGAAAAUAAAAUAG
Molecule: messenger RNA, 1215 nt
Organism: Heterostelium album PN500
Lineage: Eukaryota; Evosea; Eumycetozoa; Acytosteliales; Acytosteliaceae
Exons: 2
Coding region: 1-1215 (404 amino acids)
Molecular function (GO): ATP binding; ATP hydrolysis activity
Source: RefSeq, a predicted model, not a curated record